CUGAUCGUCCAGCUCUAGAAGUUAAAGAAGUAGUUCGAUAUUUAUGCACAUUUUGUUCCUUUCAGAUGACAACGCUGGUUCAUCUUCUGAGGGAGAAACUGCCUCCACUUCCAAAGAGCGAUGGACAGUGACGGACUGUGGAAAGACAUUCAGCAAACACGGUCAUUUAGUGAGACAUAAGAAAAAAUACACAGAACAGAAAGAAUUCACUUGCAAGAGAUGCAACAUCAGUUUUCCUACCUUCAAAGAGAAGAAACGUCAUUCAAAAAAGCACGAAGUGAAGAAGGAGUUUCGCUGUGACCAGUGCGGGAAGGAUUUUUUGACCACUCCUUAUAAUAUGAAAGUUCAUAUGAAGACACACGAGGAAAAGUCUUUCCAGUGCAACGAAUGUAACAAGUUUUUCCGCAGCAUUAGUAAUCUUUCUAUUCAUAAGAGGAUCCACACGGGUGAAAAGCCAUACAAGUGCCCUCAAUGCGAUAAGAGCUUCACCCAGAGAACGCAUCUGAAGAACCAUCUACUCAUGCACACCAAUGAGAGACCGCAUCAGUGCCCUCAUUGCGAGAAGAGCUACAACCUCAGUUCAGAUCUAAAGAAACAUGUACUCAAGCACAGCAAUGAGAGACCGCAAAACCGUUUACUCACACACAGCAAUGAGAGACCGCAUCAGUGCCCUCACUGCGAGAAGAGCUUCAGUUUCAGAUCGGCUCUGGAAAAACAUGUACUCGCGCACAGCAGUGAGAGGCCAUACAAGUGCAGUGAAUGUGGAAAAACCUAUAAAAACUCAACUUCUCUAAAGGCACACCAGAAAAUCCACUCUGACAAACCGUAUCAGUGUUCACACUGUGAGAAACGUUUCCAUCAUUCGACUCACCGUAAAACCCAUGAGAGGAUUCACACCGGAGAGAAACCGUACCUGUGCUCCGACUGCGGGAAGAGCUUCGCUAGUUCAUUUUCGUACAGGAUUCAUCGGAGAGUUCACACGGGAGAAAGACCGUAUUCCUGUAGUGAUUGUGGGAAGAGUUUUUAUAAGCCAAGUGACUUAAAAAUACACCGGAGGACUCAUACAGGAGAAAAACCUUUUAAGUGCUCGCAUUGUGACAAGACUUUUGCUCGAGCAAGUGCCAAGAAUGUCCAUGAGCGACAUCAUACAGGAGAGAAACCUUACCGCUGCUCCAUCUGCGGCGAGAGAUUCGCAUUUUUAUGGUGUUUUCAGACACACAAGAAGAAACACGCUGCCCCAGAAUCAUAUUGAAGGAGUGGAAUCCUGAAGACAUCGCGACCUCCAUAAUGUAUAUAUUUGUUUCUUCUUGAAUAAUUAUUAAUCAAAGUUACAUUUAUCCAUGUUAGAAAAUAAGUUGAAUAUGGCUUUAGUCUGCCUUUUUACUCUCUAAGAAACUGCUCUCAUUGUGUGCGUGUAGUGAACCAUAUUUGAUAAGAUUCAGGGCAGAGCCCGGCAACCUUGAAGUACAGACAAGUGUUCUCUGCGUAUGUGUGCGAGUGUUUGUCUUUGCAGCUAGAUGCGGAGACAGCCCUAGGAGGAAGCCGUCAUUAGCCGUCACCCUGAUGUCCAGGGUAUCCGAUAUACGUCUCUGGAGAGACCUAUUGCAUCUGACCUCUGAUCACUUGUCACCAAAAUAAUCACUAGAAGAUAUGCUUCAAGUUUUACGUCCAUGUGUAGAGAUUUUCUGUAGUGCAUCUAUGUUUCGACCAACCAGAAUCUUGCUUACCUAUGUAUUGACGUAAUUAGUGACCUCUGUUAGAGUAUAAUUACUGGUGUUUCAAGCAUGUAAGCAGAGCGGCCUACAAACUCCAUCUUGAGUAUUGAAGCCGACUUCUGCGGAUGAAACUGCAAACUAUUUUCUUCAGUAAAUUUUUCUUCAAAUUGCAUCUCUGACUCCUGGUCUUCAUUCAACACACCUGGUCCUUGGGUUU
Molecule: messenger RNA, 1932 nt
Organism: Sinocyclocheilus grahami
Lineage: Eukaryota; Metazoa; Chordata; Actinopteri; Cypriniformes; Cyprinidae
Product: zinc finger protein 501-like
Exons: 2
Coding region: 44-1252 (402 amino acids)
Biological process (GO): regulation of transcription by RNA polymerase II
Cellular component (GO): nucleus
Molecular function (GO): DNA-binding transcription activator activity, RNA polymerase II-specific; RNA polymerase II cis-regulatory region sequence-specific DNA binding
Source: RefSeq, a predicted model, not a curated record